Molecule: messenger RNA, 1421 nt
Organism: Bipolaris maydis ATCC 48331
Lineage: Eukaryota; Fungi; Ascomycota; Dothideomycetes; Pleosporales; Pleosporaceae
Source: RefSeq, a predicted model, not a curated record
AUGUCCGCCUUGGAUCAAGUCAAGCAGCAGAAUGCAGCGCUCCAAUCGAGUGUGGGGAGCAUCUCCAAAGCUGCUGGACCGACUGCGAAGAAGUCCACGACAGCGACACCAGUGAAGCCAGCAAUCAAAGCCGGCCCUGUUAAGAAGGCAUCAGCGGUGACUACAGACACAACGAGCCCAGCUGCUACGCCUGUAAAGAGGGUUCCCAGAAAGCUCAAUGCAGCUGGCACGCCUACGUCUAAUGUGACAAGGACAACGACUACACCUGUGGCUGCAAAGAAACUUGACAGCACUCCAGCGGUGAAAAAGACACCAGUCACAGCAGGCAAAACAAAUGUCAGCUCGGUUUCCAAGCCCGCCCGCACACGCACACCUCUUGGUACUAUCAAGCCCCUGCCCGCCAGGCAGAAGUCAGCUGCAGAAACGCCCGUAUCCAAGCCCACAAGCACCGUCAAAAAGACGACGACGACAACAACAACAACAAGCACACCCGUCAAAAGCACUUCUACUCCCGCAAAAGCCACGUCGGUCAAGGCUCCUGGCAGCACAGGAAACAAGACGGCAACCGUGAAAAAGACACCGGUCAAGGUGAACCCGGACGGUACCUACCCAACCCCCCUCUCCAUAAUUCAAGCUUAUCCGCCGCCAGGCCACCAACAACGCGCGCCAGGCGCCGUCGGCAAAGCCAUCAACACAGCCACGGGCACGCUCAAUAAAACCGUCGGCACAACGACCGGCACGCUAAACACUAUCACGGAUUCCGCAACCGCAGGCGUCAACAGAACCGUCGAUGGCGUCACGGGGGUUGCGGGCAAAGGGUUGGAUAAGCUACCGGCGGGCGUGGGCAAGCCUGUGAAGCAUGUGACGGAUGGUGUUGGCAAGACGGCGACGGGCGCGGUGGAUAAUGCGUAUUACACUGUUGGCAGUGCGACCAAGGGGGUUCAGGGGACUGUGAGUAAGACGACGGGGGCGUUGGGGAGAGGGGAUGUUAAAGGGACUGUUGCGGGGGCUACAAGUGGUGUUGGCAAUACUGUCACGGGCGUGGGCAAAGGACUCGGGAAUACGGUUGGUGAUGGGCUUGCUGGGCUGGGAAGCACAGUUGGAGGGCCUGUUGGUGGGGUGGUGGGGAAUGUAGGUAAGGGAGCUAAUAAUGCUGUCAGCGGCAUCACGGGUGGUCUGGGUGAUGGCGUAAGCAAGCUUGGAAAGGGGGAUGUGAUUGGCGGUGUUGGGAGCACGCUUGGGGGUGUAGGGAGGGGUGUGGGCGGACUGCUGGGUGGUAUCACGGGGUAUGGGGAGGGGCGGGAGGAACAAUGAAGGCGCAAGGUGGAGGCAUGGUUGUCUGGUGUUUACAACUACACGACGGUGGCGGAAGCAGUCGGGGGGGAGGCGGAAGGAGAGGGUGAUAUGUGCAGUGGGCCGCU